Bactrocera neohumeralis is the source of this 2590-nucleotide messenger RNA. RefSeq names its product lamin-C. The transcript has 4 exons. Lineage: Eukaryota; Metazoa; Arthropoda; Insecta; Diptera; Tephritidae. The record is from RefSeq and is a predicted model, not a curated record. Bases 238 to 2163 code for a protein of 641 amino acids.
UUUUGGCCCACCACCAUUUGUAAGCGAACGUUCAACAUUUCGAUUCAGUUGAUUUUUUCCAGUCAAACAAAGCAGAGGUGCUAAAAUAAUUGGAUACAUUUAACAAGUCACUUUGUUCCAACUUGAAAUAUUUACCAAGUGCCUGAAAUCUACGAUUAUCUAUCCCUCAGUACAGGGCAUAUACACAAACAAAUAGUUUACUUGUGUAAUUGCAAACAAUAAACAAAGACAAACAAUAUGUCUCAAAAGCGUGUCUCAGUGUCUACGCGAAUUUCUCGCGCCUCGACUUCCACACCAGUGGGUGGGCAGUCAGGACGUUUAGGGGCCACGAGCCCGGGCGCCACUAGUCCUACGCGCACAACUCGCAUACAGGAGAAGGAAGAACUACAACAUUUAAACGAUCGCCUAGCCUGCUACAUAGAUCGUAUGCGUAACCUGGAGAAUGACAAUAAUCGAUUAACGCAGGAACUGCAAAUCGCCCAAGACACGGUCAAUCGCGAGGUGUCCAAUAUUAAAGCCAUGUAUGAGAAAGAACUGGCAGCAGCACGUAAGCUUUUGGAUGAAACUUCCAAAGAAAAGGCUAAACUAGAAAUUGACAUCAAGCGAUUAUGGGAGGAAAAUGAUGACCUCAAACAAAGGCUAGAUAAAAAAACAAAGGAAUGCGCGAUCGCUGAGAAUAGUGCGCGUGUAUAUGAAUCUCGCUACAAUGAAGUUAACGGUAAGUACAACCAGGCUUUGGCUGAUCGCAAGAAGGCCGAAGAUCAAGCUAAAGACCUCCUAAUUGAAAACGAAAGGCUGCGUAAGCAACUUGAAGAUCUCCGCAAACAGUUUGAAGCUGAAACGUUGGCUCGAGUUGAUUUGGAGAAUCAGAACCAAAGCCUUCGCGAGGAGCUUAGUUUCAAAGAUCAAGUUCACAGUCGUGAACUGACCGAAACACGCUCGCGUCGUCAAAUUGAAAUCAGUGAAAUCGACGGCCGUUUAUCCAAGCAGUAUGAAGCAAAACUACAACAAUCCCUUCAGGAGUUGCGCGACCAAUAUGAAGCCCAAAUGCGCGCUAAUCGCGAAGAAAUUGAAUUGCUGUACGACAAUGAAAUCAAAAAUCUGCAAGCAGCUGCAAAUAGAGCAGCCAACUCCUCGGCACACGCAACUGAAGAAGUUCGCCUUAUGCGCACGAAAAUUGACGGACUUAAUGCUAAGAUUCAAGAUCUGGAGAAUACCAAUGCAGGCUUAAAUGCGCGCAUACGUGAACUAGAAAACCUACUAGACAGUGAGCGUGCUCGCCAUAAUCAAUAUAUAUCUUCACUGGAGGCCGAGCUGCAACGCAUGCGCGACGAAAUGGCACAACAAUUGCAAGAGUAUCGUGAUUUAAUGGACAUUAAAGUCUCGCUGGAUCUCGAAAUUGCCGCUUAUGACAAACUUUUGUGCGGAGAGGAGCGCCGUUUAAACAUUUCAUCGCCCAAUCGUCCAGGAACUAGCACAAACACCGACUCAGGAUACUCAAAUGGUACUCAUUUAUCUGUUAGCUCUACCUCACGUUCAGGACGUGUCACACCCAGCGGUCGCCGUUCGGCAACACCGGGCGCUGGUGGCAGCGCUAGUGCAGUCAAACGUCGCCGCACAGUUAUAGAUGAAUCAGAAGAUCGCAAUUUGUCCGAAUAUUCUGUUAAUUCAGCCGCUAAAGGCGAUUUGCAAAUAGUCGACGCCGAUAGUGAAGGACGUUACAUUAAAUUGCACAAUAAAGGCACCGAUGAAAUCCAUUUAACCGGAUGGCAGCUAACUCGCAUCGCCGGCGAUGAGGAAUUGGCUUUCAAAUUUUCGCGAGGAGCGAAAAUUAAUGCUGGUGCUACAGUCACAAUUUGGUCAGUGGAUGCUGGCACUGCACAUGAUCCACCACAAAAUCUGGUAAUGAAGAAGAAAUGGCCAGUUGCUGAUUCAAUGCGCAGCGUUCUGGCUAACGCUGACAAAGAGGUGAGAAUCUUGUCGAUUUACAACACCUGUAGCAUGUGUCACAUCUGCAGCCACUGUCAACACUUAGAGUUUCUGAUCGACCAGAUGUUGCCAGCUACGACCGUGUUCGUUCAAACCUUUCCAGUCACGCGUCCAGACAUCGCACAUCAGGCAGCGGUUUCACACUCGGCUCAGGAGUCGGAUCCACUGGCGUAAGAAGCCUAUUCUCACUACUUUUCUAAAAGUGCAACUAUGAAAAUAUCUUAAAACCCAGCAGGUGUUACAGAUAAAUAUAUCUACACUAAUAUAUGCAUAGUAUAUAUGUAUGUAUGUAUCUAUUAAGGGUAAACUAGCACAAACAAAGUUAAUUAAACUUUUAAGUUUUUUAUGUGCAUUUAAACAUAUCCUAAACUUUAAGCCAAGACUUUGUAAGGAAUUUAAGUUCAGCACAACACUAAUGCAGUUUCAAAAGUUCUAUUUCCACUACCAGUGCGAGGCUUAACGUUAAAUACAAGUUAUAAACUCAGAGCUACUUAAAUAUGUCUACUAGGGCAUCCUAUACGUUUUCACCAAAUCUAAUGUACAAAACUAAAUGUAAUUUACAACUUAAAUUUACAUUAAAUAUGCAUUUAAAUAUGGUCAA